Drosophila gunungcola (fruit fly) is the source of this 3922-nucleotide messenger RNA. Its product is annotated as trissin receptor. The record is from RefSeq and is a predicted model, not a curated record. The transcript has 11 exons. Bases 1293 to 3407 code for a protein of 704 amino acids. Gene Ontology annotation, biological process: G protein-coupled receptor signaling pathway. NCBI's taxonomy places the organism in Eukaryota, Metazoa, Arthropoda, Insecta, Diptera, Drosophilidae. Gene Ontology annotation, cellular component: membrane. Gene Ontology annotation, molecular function: peptide binding; G protein-coupled receptor activity.
AUUGUUAUUCAAAAUUAGGGCAAUAAUAACGCAAGAUACUCAAUCGAUCAUAUUUAACUCUACAUUUAAAUUCAGUAUAGAAGACAUUGCGCUUUUUGCCAUCGUGGGCUCCUUGAACAUCGCAUUUAUAAUUAGUUUUCCUUUAUGCUUAUACAGGACCAAGUUGUUUAAUCUUUCAAUAGCACCAGCCUGGCACGAACUGACCUAGCGGCAGCACACCAAAUGAAAUCUUAAACCAAAAAUUAAAAUAUAUGGUCCUCCCAAUUUAGAGCGCCUGCGUGGUGAGCAAAGCUGCCGAAUGCCAGCGAUAAACAGCCGGCGAAACGCGCGCCAAUGUCAGAACAACAGGAAAAUUGCAAUAACAACCACAACGACAACAACUUCGCCACUAGUUCAAGUUCAAUGCAACAACAACAGCCAGCAGCACGUGACGCAAAUGUAUAAAGCCUGCCACAACAAUAAAGAGUGCUAACAGACCUGUUAACUUGGCCAACAGCAGUUGCAGACUGCCAUAUAUUCGGGCGGUUUCGGUAGCCCGCUUUCAGGGGAACGAGCCGGAGCCGUCAGAAUGUCGCGGCAUCUCAAACGAAUCGGACGCGAAAUGCAGAAAUCGAAGGAAAACUCGGACCCUCUGAUCAGAGUGCUUUUUGGAUAAUAUUUCAUUCGCUUUCGUACUAAGUAAUCGGAAUAAGCGCACGCGAUUGUGUGGGUUCGUCUGGCCGAAUGCUCGGGCUCGACAGGAACGUGAUUUCUGAAAUAUUGAUGAUCUAACUGAACAAGUUCGUUGAGAAAAUAAUUUCGGAUACGCAAAAUAAUAAUUUACUAAUCGGUUUUGAAAAACGAAGGCCAUUUUUACAAUAAGUGAAAUUCGCAAAAAGGCGCGGUACAACAAGUGCAACGCAUCAGAGCAUUAAGAACAACAAAAAUAUUUUUAAAAAUACCAAGCAUUUUGUUACUUAAACUUGACGGCACCCAAUGAAAUGUAAUGUUUAUCUGAAAUAAAGUCUAUCACAGCAUUACAUUCAAGUUAUUCAAAACCAAAACCUAGUGUAACUGUGUUUGUAAAAUAAUGUUUAAAAUGUACGAAUCCAAUUGCUCAACAAAAACAACGCAAGGCAGAAUACCCUGAAUAAGGCGACAACAUUAUUGCCGGUCCAUUUUCAAGGGAUAAAAGUAACUAAUCUAUCGGAUAAUAAGCACGAGACAAAAGGAAGGGUAACCCAAGUUCUGGAAAAACUUAUAUUACCUAAAGCUGCACCCAAUAUUAGCGACCUCACACGCGAGAAAUAUUGAUGAUGAAGCCCACAUCGAGGGUCUGGCAACAGGAAUCGAAAGUAGAGCAACGAAAACAACAUCAACAACUUAAACAACGCUGGCGAACUGACAGGGCAAACAUAUUAGUGGCUUACGCCGUUAACAGUGAUAAUAACGAUGGCGACCACGGGGAGGCGCAUAAUCAAAACAACGGCAGCCAAAACAGCUCUAUGAAUUUGAGCACAUCCGCCUUCCGACGGAGAAAACCACAACAGAAACCGCGGGUUACCUCCACUGGACCGCACUUUUCCGCCUCCCAUGGGACAAUGGUGCUCGUUCUCCUUUCAAUUUCUGCCCUGACUUCGUCCGCCAAUGUCUCCAGCACCACAACCCAUCUGUCCAUCAACGGCACCAGCGGCAGCGGCAACGGCACCGAUUACGUACUGCUCCUUGGCGACUCCACCACUCCCCUGGCUCCUGCCCAAACCACCGGGGUCUCCGGGGUCGGAAGUGGGGGUGACAUCGAGGACGAGGAGGAUGCCGAAAAGGCCAGCGAAUAUAUCUUCGACCGCACCGAUGUGCGCAUUGUAUUUAUCACCCUUUACACUUUAGUGUUUUGCUGCUGUUUCUUUGGUAACCUGCUUGUUAUUUUGGUGGUCACAUUAUCGAGACGACUGCGCUCAAUCACCAACUUUUUUUUGGCAAACUUGGCGUUUGCGGACUUCUGUGUGGGUCUCUUCUGUGUGAUGCAGAACCUGUCCAUCUAUCUCAUAGAGAGCUGGGUGUUUGGCGAGUUUCUGUGUCGCAUGUACCAGUUUGUACACUCGCUGAGCUAUACGGCAUCGAUUUUCAUCUUGGUUGUCAUCUGCAUGGAGCGUUAUUUCGCCAUUGUGCAUCCCAUAACCUGCAAACAGAUCUUAACUGCGGCCCGUCUAAGGAUGGUUAUUGUCACCGUUUGGAUUACCUCAGCAGUCUACUCAACUCCCAAGUUUGUUUUUAGCAAGACCAUUAAGAACAUUCACACGCAGGACGGUCAGGAGGAGGAAAUUUGUGUGCUGGACCGCGAGAUGUUUAACUCGAAACUGUUGGACAUGAUUAACUUUGUGCUUCUCUACGUUAUGCCGCUAUUGGUGAUGACGGUGCUGUACAGCAAAAUCGCCAUUGCUUUGUGGCGCAGUUCGCGCGGCCUCGCGCCGCAUGUGGUGCAGCAUCAGCAGCCGCAGCAGGCAUCUUGUCAGGACAGCGGCAUGGGCAUGCACAACAGCAUGUACCACCACCAGCACCACCACCACCAGCACCACCAGCUCCCAACCGCCGCUUCGGCAGGAUCUGGGCCUCUACCGGGAGUGGGAAUGGGUGGCGCCGGCUCGUCACUCGCUUCCGGCGGCAGCAGCACCACGUCCUUGUCCCGAAAACAGAGCAGCAAAUAUGAGAAGCGCGGCGUCAGCAUCACGGAGAGUCAGCUUGAUAAUUGCAAGGUGUCCUUGGAGGCCGAUCGUCCCAUUGUCAGCGCCUGCCGCAAGACGAGCUUCUACCACCACUCCCACGCCCAUCACCAGCGGUCGGGCCUAGCCGCGGGGGGCGGAGGGGUCGGCGGGGGCGGGGCCGGAGCCGGAGCCACCCACAUGUCCCACUCGUCCAGCAACGUCCUUCGGGCACGGCGCGGCGUCGUCCGUAUGCUGAUAAUAUUCGUGCUGACAUUCGCCCUCUGCAAUCUGCCGUAUCACGCCCGCAAAAUGUGGCAGUACUGGUCACGUUCGUAUCGCGGUGAUUCCAAUUUUAAUGCGCUACUAACGCCGCUCACCUUUCUGGUCACGUACUUCAAUUCGGGCGUAAAUCCCCUUCUCUACGCCUUCCUCAGCCGCAAUUUUCGGAAGGGCAUGAAGGAGCUGCUGCUCUGCUCCUGGAAGAAGGGCAAGGGCAAGUCGUCCUCCAACUCCUCGAUGCACCACAAGCGUAAGGCGCUGCAGCCCCCUUGCCUUCCAGACCCACUCGCUGCCCACGGACACCACGCACAUCGGCAACGAGCAGCUAUGAUGGCCCGGCGGCUGGAGGAGGCCCCUCAAGCUCUUCGGGCGGCGCUCCUAGGACCCAGCCCCAACCACAGCCCAUCGAAGGAUGCACCCAGUGCUGGGCCGUUAGGCGCUAGCUAGCUAUUGUUUUCGAUUGAUUGUGAUUGCGGAACGCCUUUUGCUCUGGUCGAAUCGGCAUCGAAGCGGAAGUAUCUCCAGUCGGUGUCAAGUUUUAAUGAUAGAGUAAGCCAAUUUUUAAGCGAUAUCAAAAUAAAACCAAUUUGCAUGCCAGUCCGGGAGCAUGGACGUCAACUUCUUAGUGUAUAUAUAUGACGAAGUGUGAACCACUAUGAACAAAUAAAGAAAACAGCAAACACCAUUACUGCGUGCAAAUAUUUACUGUUUCAGCAUUCUUGCCUUUUGGCAACUCCGUUUUUCAACUCGGAGUAUUUAAACAGCAAAAUCAAUGGCUUGCGGGGCUUAAAUUGCAAUUUGGCUGCCACCGAUUGCGUUUGCAAUUUAUUUGCUAUCUCUUCAUAGACCCGACUUGCCAUAUCUGAUGACUAGGGCUCUAUGGUCAGCCGGAAAACACGGUUCGUUGCGGCUGCCAAAAACAAAAAAUAUGACACACACAGAGGACGCCUGCAUUAAAACUG